Messenger RNA from Rhinocladiella mackenziei CBS 650.93, 3888 nucleotides. RefSeq lists its product as uncharacterized. Gene Ontology annotation, molecular function: ATP binding; ABC-type transporter activity; ATP hydrolysis activity. Bases 1 to 3888 code for a protein of 1295 amino acids. Gene Ontology annotation, biological process: transmembrane transport. Lineage: Eukaryota; Fungi; Ascomycota; Eurotiomycetes; Chaetothyriales; Herpotrichiellaceae. The record is from RefSeq and is a predicted model, not a curated record. The transcript is spliced from 5 exons. Gene Ontology annotation, cellular component: membrane.
AUGGAGAAACUCAUAUCCGGGCCUCGAGAACCCAAGGGGCAUGAUGCCGGAAACGGGGAUUUGAAGAUCGAGGUUCCUGAGACUCUGGAGAAGAAGAGCGAGAAAAGCCAGUCCAAGGCCUGGAGAGCGUACUUUCGUCUCUUUGCUUAUGCCAGCACUCUUGACAUCAUUCUUCGCGUAUGUGGCGCGGCCACCGCGCUGGCAUCUGGAACAGCGUUACCUUUGAUGACCAUCAUUUUCGGGGACCUCGUCCAAGACUUCAACAACUGGGCUCUGGGUACGGUCGAACCGUCCGAAUUUCGGCAUGCCAUCAAUCGGAACACCCAGUGGCUUUUGUAUCUCUUCGUCGGAAAAUUUCUGGCCUACUGUGCCCAUCUGUUCCACUGCGUCAGUGCCUCCCGGAUGGGUCGCCGAAUCCGGCUCCGGUAUCUUGACGUCAUUUUGCACCGGCCUAUCUCCUACUUUGAUGAUCAUAACCCCGGCUCCGUAGCUACGAGUCUAUCGACGGAUACGAAUCUAAUUGAAGUCGGGCUGGCGGAGAAGGUCACGACUCUGUUUCAAGCCGCGUCGAUGAUUAUCUCCGCAUUCACCAUUGCGUUCACGAAGUCUUGGAAGCUCACCCUGGUGACGGCGACGACCAUUCCAUAUAUGAUGCUCACCACGGGCCUGCUUGCGGCAUUGGACGCCAAGAUGGAGGCCAAAGCCCGCGCCAUCUACUCGAAUGCCUCCAAUGUGGCCGAGGAGGCAUUCAGGAGUGUCAUCAUGAUAGCCACCCUCGGCGCGGAAGACCGAGUUGUUCAGCGGUUCAAACAGAUCAUCGAAAAGGCCAAGACUCUCGGUUUCUGGAAAGGACCACUGGAAGCAUCGAUCUACGGGAACAUGUUUUUCACGGUUCAGAGCGGAUAUGCCCUGGCGUUGUACUAUGGGGCCCAAUUACUCUCCCGGGGCCAGGUGAAGGACGGCGGCACCGUCAUUAGUGUGCUAUUUUCUGUCGUUAUCGGAAGCUCCUCCAUGGGGAUGGUGGCGCCAUCCCUGCCCUCAUUUAUCAAAGCAACGGCAUCCGCGCAGCAAGUUCUGAAGGUUCUGGACGACGACACUCCCUCCGGAAGUGAGGCGGGUCAGAAUCUCCACAUCAAGCCGGCGACCGUCACCGGGCAACUGAAGCUCGCCAACAUCUCCUUCGCAUAUCCGACCAGGCCAUCGGUCAAUGUCCUCCACGAUGUGAGCAUCGACAUCGAUGCCAACCAAAUCACCGCAGUCGUAGGCCACAGUGGCUGCGGCAAAAGUACGAUGAUUGGGCUUCUGGAGCGCUGGUAUGACCCUAUCCGGGGCUCGAUCUGCCUCGACGGCACCGACAUUCGAGAUCUGGACUUGAAUUGGUGGAGAGGACAAAUUGGUUUGGUGCUACAGGAACCCGUUCUUUUCAAUGACACUAUAUACGAAAAUGUCCUCAAUGGACUCCACGACGGCCGGAGAGAAAGACUGGGUCAAGAGGAGUUACGAAAAUUGGUCGUGGAAGCCUGCAUCACGGCCGAUGCCCAUAACUUCGUCCUGGAGCUUCCCGAAAGAUACGAGACCAUGGUGGGGGCGAAUUCGGAUCUCCUGAGCGGCGGCCAGAAACAACGAAUUGCCAUAGCCCGCAGCAUCAUCUCCGAUCCCAAAAUCCUUUUGUUUGAUGAAGCCACGUCGGCCCUGGACUCGGAAUCGGAACAAACAGUACAAGCCGCUAUCGCCAAGGUUUCUCGAGGACGAACGACGCUGAUGAUCGCCCACAAAUUGUCGACCAUCGCAGGGGCAGAUAAGAUUGUGGUCAUGGAAAACGGCCAUGUCAUGGAGCAAGGCUCGCAUUCGUCUUUGCUGUCUCUCGGAGGGAUCUAUACUCGUCUUCUCCGCGCGCAGAACCUGAUCAGAAACGAGAGAAGAUCACACAAGGGGCCAGUAGAAUUGAAGACUCGACCCAUGCCGGAACGAAGGCAGAGCCCCACGACCCAGACACCACUUCCGGGAUCUCCUGGAUUGGCGUUAACUGCUGAGGCACCUACCAUCCUUGAAUCCAAAUCGAUCAGUCGCCGCUUUUCUCUGAUCAGAUGCAUCAUCAGUAUCCUGUCGGAGCAAAGACGCAUCAUACCCAUCUUUACCGGCGGCUUGCUCGGAUCGGUUUUCGCGGGCGCCGCCAUGCCGAUUCUGGCGUUCCUCUUCUCCAAGCUCGUGACCGUCUUCCAAUAUCAAGGGCAUGACCUUAUCUCGCGUGCCAACUUCUGGGCCCUCAUGUUCUUCGUCCUCGCAUUGUCCAAUCUCGUGGCUUACGCAACGGUCUGGGGUUUAUUCUCGGUCGUGGGCACCAUAAGCUCUUCGAAAUACCGUGCAGAGUAUUUCCGAGGCCUCCUGAUUCAGGAUGCGAGCUUUUUCGAAGAUGGCAACUCAUCAGGCAGUCUGGCUGCGUUGCUGGCUCUAGAUGGCGACGAAUUGGAGACCAUGGUCAGUAUGAAUGUCGGUCUUCUCGCGCUCUUCAUUGUCGACCUGGUGGCAUGCUCUCUGCUAGCUCUCGCCGUGUACUGGAAGUUGGCGCUUGUUGGAGUCAUGUGCUGUGUGCCCACGCUGCUGGUGGCGGGCUACGUGCGUCUGAGAAUGGACAAGGAAGCACAAGAUCGAGCCGCGAAAUCCUUUUUGGAGAGCGCCCGCCUUGGCGCAGAAGCCGUGGGCGCGAUUCGGACCGUCGCUUCUCUGACCCUGGAAUCAAGAAUCACUAAGAGAUAUGCAGGCAAGCUGCAAGCUGCUAUGGCCAGAUCUCUGCGACGGACCGUGUUCUCGAUGGCCCUAUUGGCUCUAUCGGAUACGCUCGACCUGUUUGCCAUGAUUCUGGUGUUCUGGUACGGAGGCCGACUUGUGUCGUAUGGCGAAGUCGGGGUGUCCGCAUAUUUCAUAGUCUACACGGCGAUCAUCUUUGGAGGACAGUCGGCGGGUUAUACCAUCGGAUAUACCACAAGUAAGUUAGACGUCCUUGACACCGUUCAGGAUCUGGGACUAAAAUCUCGACUUCGAGGCAUCACGAAAUCUCAGGCGGCUAUGAAUCGUAUCUUGUACAUGAAGAACAAGAAGCCAUCGAUCAACUCCUCCGCAGGCACAGAUCCGCGCCAGCAGCCACCCGCAGAAACGGCUCUCGAAUUCAAGCACGUCUCUUUCCGGUAUCCGGCUCGCCCCGACAUUGAAGUCCUUCAUGAGCUAGACCUCCAAGUGCGCCGUGGUGAGAGGGUAUGCAUCACUGGCCCGAGCGGAUGUGGCAAGUCGACCAUCAUCGCUCUGAUCGAGCGUUUCUACGACAUCACCAGUGGCGAGUUGAGUAUCAACGGGGCUGAUAUCUCCUCGAUAGACAUCAGAGCCUACCGCUUGAUGCUCGGGUUUGUGUCACAGGAAACAUAUCUUUUCCAAGGCACCAUACGUGAUAACCUCCUCCUCGGUGUCGACGGUCCUGUCACCGACGAAGAGCUCAACACCGCCUGUGGCGAUGCGAAGAUCUACGAUUUCAUCGUAUCCUUACCCGACGGAUAUGACACCGAAUGUGGCCCACGAGGCCAGGCUUUCAGCGGCGGCCAAAGGCAACGCAUUGCUAUCGCUCGCGCUCUCCUGCGGAACCCAGAGAUCCUGCUACUGGACGAAGCGACCAGCGCGUUGGAUCCUGAGAACGAGGUUCUUGUCAGGGAAGCUCUCAAUAAGGCUGUGACUGACAGAACCAUCAUCAGUAUUACGCACCAGGUUGAGACCAUGAAGAUGGCAGAGAGCGUCUUCGUUAUGGAUCGGGGGAAAGUGGUGGAGGCCGGGACGUUUGAGGAGUUGAUGGAAAGAAAAGGAUUCCUUUGGGAGAUGAUGCUGCAGGGCGAAUUGAUGUAG